AAUUUCAUUUACUGGGUAUUGUUUUAAACAAUUUUAGUGUGUCAGUUGGUACAUAGCCAUUUGAACGAAGGAAGGAAGGAAGGAACGAUGUCAAUUAUCGAGCAUGUGGUGUUGUUCAAGGUCAAAGACGAUGUUGCACCAUCGGAGAUCGAAGGCGUGGUGGAGCGAAUCAAUUCCCUUGUCUCACUGGAACAGCCCCUUCACCUUACUAUGGGUCCAUUACUGCGCAUCCAAUCCUCCCCCUCCUUCAAUUUCACGCACAUCCUCCAUAGCCGUUACAACUCCAAGGAUGACCUCCACGCCUAUGCGGUGCAUCCCACCCACGUCGCCGUCAUCAAGGUCAACGCGCCCUUCAUCGAUGACUCCAUGGCUCUUGAUUGGGUCGCCGAGGCUCAGGGUGGCCUGGUUACGCCACCUGGCUCCGCCGUGCGAGUGGCCUUCUUCAAGUUAAAGGAGGGUUUGGGAGAUCAGGUUAAAGAUGAGGUUUUGGGGGCUAUAAGAGGAAUUCAAGAUGAGUUCAAACAUGCCAUUCAGCUCACUUGCGGAGAGAAUUUCUCUCCCGGUAGAUCCAAAGGGUUCUCCGUUGCUUCCCUUGCAGUUUUUCCUGAAUUAAACGAAUUGGAGGCAGCGGAUUCUAACGAGGAAAUAGGGACCUCUCAGAAGAAUGAUAAGAUUAAGGAGCAUCUGGAGAGUGUGAUAGUCCUUGAUUAUGUGGUACCAUCACCAUAAGCCCAGUCAGCAUCUUGAUUAGGUUAUGUUUAUUUAAUCUGUUCCUGUUUGUGUUAUUUAGCUUAAUUAAUGUAUGUUCUCUGUUAAAUGGGAUGGCAUAGGAUAUAUCUCCUUCCUUCUUUAAUGCCUACUUUACUAUUUCUUUUCAAUAUUAUUAGAUGAAAAUCUUAAAAGGAGAA
Molecule: messenger RNA, 908 nt
Organism: Gastrolobium bilobum
Lineage: Eukaryota; Viridiplantae; Streptophyta; Magnoliopsida; Fabales; Fabaceae
Product: stress-response A/B barrel domain-containing protein UP3-like
Exons: 1
Coding region: 88-729 (213 amino acids)
Source: RefSeq, a predicted model, not a curated record